Messenger RNA from Vicia faba (fava bean), 1377 nucleotides. The record is from the annotation of a GenBank genome assembly. Lineage: Eukaryota; Viridiplantae; Streptophyta; Magnoliopsida; Fabales; Fabaceae.
AUGUCCGGCACCCGAGCUCCUCCCUCCGCCGCUGCCUCUCCCUCCAAUCCGCCGGAACAGAUCAUGAAACGACAACCGCCGUUUUCCUCCUUGAAACCUCCCUUUGUAGCUUCCGGUGAUUAUCACCGGUUUGCACCUGACCAACGAAGAAAUCUUGAUCAGGAAACUGAAGCUAUCGUCGUUAAGACUCCUCAACUGAAGCGGAAAAGUGAAGCAGCUGGUUUUGAAGCUGAUUCAAGUGUUAGGAUGACUCCUGGAUCCACUGAAGCAGCCAAUAGUCCUUCUCAGACGCCUGUAUCCGGAAAGACAGGGAAGGGAGGCAAAUCCUCUAGGCUGACAAAAUGCAACAGAUCUGGAACUCAAACCCCAGGCUCAAAUAUUGGUUCUCCUUCAGGAAACAAUCUCACCCUUGCUGGUCCAUGUCGAUAUGACAGCUCUUUAGGUCUGUUGACAAAAAAGUUCAUCAAUUUAAUUAAACAAGCAGAGGAUGGUAUUCUUGAUCUAAAUAAAGCUGCCGACACAUUAGAGGUGCAAAAGAGGAGAAUAUAUGAUAUAACAAAUGUUCUUGAAGGGAUCGGCCUUAUAGAGAAAAAGCUCAAGAACAGAAUUCAGUGGAAGGGCCUAGAUGUUUCAAAACCAGGGGAGGCUGAUGAUAGUUUUGCUAGUUUACAGGCAGAAAUUGAAAAUUUAACAAUGGAGGAACGCCGGUUAGAUGAACAAAUAAGGGUGAUGCAAGAAAGACUACGGGAUCUUAGCGAAGAUGAAAAUAAUGAGAAGUUGCUUUUUGUCACUGAGGAAGAUAUAAAGAACCUGCCCUGCUUCCAGAAUGAAACAUUGAUAGCAAUUAAAGCUCCACAUGGAACCACUUUGGAAGUCCCUGAUCCUGAUGAGGCCGCUGAUUAUCCGCAGAGGAGAUACAGGAUAGUCCUGAGAAGUACAAUGGGCCCAAUAGAUGUUUACCUUGUUAGUCAAUUUGAAGAGAAGUUUGAGGAGAUCAAUGGUGUUGAGGUUGCACCCAAAAUCCCAUCUAGUCCAGAGGUUAGCCAGCAUCCGUCAACUGUGGUCCCAGAGGACAAAGGGAAGGAAAUAGAAGUGCAGAGACCAGACGGUGAAGGGCCUAGUUCAGAUCUUACCCACAAUCACGACUUUGUGAGUGGGAUCAUGAAGAUUGUUCCUUCAGAUGUUGCUAGCGAUGCCGAUUACUGGCUUUUAUCAGAUGCUGAUGUUAGCAUAACCGACAUGUGGAGAACAGAACCCGGAGUUGAGUGGAAUGAACUCAAUGCACUUCAAGAAGAUUUUUGUAUGGCUCGUGAGGACAAUACAACCCCAAAUCAUCCUUCGAACACAGGUGAAGAGUCUUCUGCAGCCAAGCCUUGA